Corylus avellana is the source of this 603-nucleotide messenger RNA. RefSeq lists its product as uncharacterized. The record is from RefSeq and is a predicted model, not a curated record. NCBI's taxonomy places the organism in Eukaryota, Viridiplantae, Streptophyta, Magnoliopsida, Fagales, Betulaceae.
AUGACCAAGUGUUACGUUUUGGCUUCAAUGUUAAACGUAAUCCAACAUCAACUUCAAGAUGUGAAUCAUGCUGCGUACAUGAUGACUAUCUUGAAAGAGAUGUUUGGAGAGCAGAGUCAUGCUACUAAGUUAGACACGAUGAUAACUUUUUUGAACACAAAAAUGGCUAAAGGAACUCUAGUAAGGGAACAUUGUUUGGCCAUGAUAGUCAUGCUUAAUACAUUGGAGGUGCUGGGUGUUGAGAUUGAUGGGGAAUCUCAGGUAGAUGUGAUUCUACACUCCCUGCCAAAUUCUUUCAAUCAGUUACGGCUAAAUAUGUUGAUGAACAAAAAUGAAUCCACUUUGGCAAAAUUGAUGAAUGAGUUAAUCGCAGCGGAAGACAUCCUAAUGUCCAAAGUCAUAGUUAACUAUGCUUCUCGUUCUGGACCAAAAGGAUUAAAGAAGCAUAAGCAACUUAAACCAGUUGGCAAACCAAUUGUCAAGAGGCUUAAGAAAGUUGGUGAUAAGUGCCAAAUAUUGUUGCUAAGGGAAAAUUAUGGAUUUCAUGUGAGAAAAGCAAAUGCUAGAAAAAGCCACUUAGGAGUUAAGGAUCGAGCCCAGUAG